Pungitius pungitius (ninespine stickleback) is the source of this 3604-nucleotide messenger RNA. RefSeq names its product ELAV like RNA binding protein 1a (gene elavl1a). Gene Ontology annotation, molecular function: RNA binding. The transcript has 7 exons. Lineage: Eukaryota; Metazoa; Chordata; Actinopteri; Perciformes; Gasterosteidae. The coding region runs from base 181 to 1227 and encodes 348 amino acids. The record is from RefSeq and is a predicted model, not a curated record. Gene Ontology annotation, cellular component: ribonucleoprotein complex.
CUGGACGUGAGUGGGCGUGGCGGGCUUUGUCACGCAGCUUCUUCCUCGAAUUCUUUACCGUUACUACGUGAGGCUGAUUUAGGGGAAAUUGAACGUCGCCCAGAAAGGAUAAAACAGGAGAAGGGCGCAGAAACAACAACUACACUCCAAACGCUGCCUCAGGAGCAGUGACGUGUCUUCAUGGCAGUUCGUCGAGGACACAUUAAGUAUUUGAAAGCCGACCUACAGGAGGUGUACAACAUGUCGAACGGUUAUGAAGACCUCAUGGGAGAGGACGAGGGCAAGGACUCCAAGACCAACCUGAUUGUGAACUACCUACCUCAGAGCAUGACACAGGACGAGCUGCGGAGCCUCUUCAGCAGCAUUGGAGAGGUGGAGUCUGCCAAGCUGAUUCGAGACAAAGUUGCAGGCCACAGUUUAGGGUACGGAUUUGUUAACUAUCUUAACCCUAGUGAUGCAGAAAGAGCUAUCAGUACACUGAAUGGACUAAGGCUACAGUCCAAAACUAUCAAGGUUUCAUUCGCACGGCCCAGCUCUGACACAAUAAAGGAUGCCAACCUGUAUAUCAGCGGCCUGCCAAAGUCUAUGACCCAGAAGGAUGUAGAGGACAUGUUUUCACAUUUUGGACACAUCAUUAACUCCCGUGUACUUGUUGACCAGGCCACGGGUACAUCAGGCGCGUCCCGCGGGGUGGCUUUUAUAAGGUUUGACAAGCGGGCAGAGGCGGAGGAGGCCAUCAAAAACCUUAAUGGCCAAAAGCCACCCGGAGCCUCUGAGCCAAUAACCGUGAAGUUUGCUGCCAACCCAAACCAGGUGAAGAAUACGCAAAUCAUCUCUCAGCUCUACCACAACCAGUCCAGACGCUUCGGAGGGCCCGUACACCACCAGACUCAGCGGUUUAGGUUCUCCCCCAUGGCCGUUGAUCACAUGGGUGGUGUCGGAAGUGUCAGCGCUCCUGGGAACUCCACCUCCGGCUGGUGCAUCUUCAUCUACAACCUGGGCCAGGAUGCAGACGAGAGCAUCCUUUGGCAGAUGUUCGGCCCCUUUGGCGCUGUCACCAACGUCAAGGUGAUCCGCGACUUCAACACCAACAAGUGCAAGGGCUUUGGCUUCGUUACCAUGACGAAUUACGAGGAGGCUGCCAUGGCCAUCGCCAGCCUGAACGGAUACCGGCUCGGAGACAAGAUGCUGCAAGUGUCCUUUAAGACCAGCAAGGGCCACAAGUAGAGGGAGACAGUCGGUGUAGAGGAGGGUUAAGUGAAAAGACCUUGCGCCAGUCGUUUAAAGCAGUGAACAGAAGUAUGUGGGUUUAUAAUCUAGAAAAAUUCAGUAUUGAGUUUUAUUGUGUACAUGUUCACUCUUCUGCACCUUUUGUACGUGUCAAAAAGAGUGUUUAGGCUUAUCGUUGUCGUUUUUCUUCAUCGUUACACUCAUGCUUGAGGACACUAUGUAGUUUUAAUUUUUUAGUGAGGGGAUUUAGAGGGUAAAAAUCCCAUAAUACCUCCAAGAUAACUUUCAAAAAUUAUCUAAAAAAUCUAAAUUACUGUCUAUAUGUGUUGCAUGUAUAACCGAGGAGACUCGAUAAAGGAGGUACGCAAAUGUUUCUGGGCUGUGCACUCGGGCGAAAAUAUUUUGUGUACAAGAAAAGCCCUGCAAAUUGUUCUCUAACUGUUAACAUUUUCGUGGAUGAUUUAGGCUUAAAGAAGGAAAAAGCAUUGCUCUGUCCUGGAUCCUCAAUGUAGAGUAAAAAUAGAUUAGUUAAAUUAUCACCCAAUAGCAUUACAGGCCUAAAUGACAUUCACCUUCUAGAGUCCAUCUGAGAGUAAAGCACUUAUUACUAGUCUGCUUUCGGCUACUAAGGUCUUUUUCAUGUUGCUCUAUGACUUUUGUGAACGCUCCUACCAGGUUAACAAUAUCAGACAUAACAAGCUUUGCAGUUUUGGUCUUAUCCCGGUGUAACGUUUUUUUUAAUUUUAAUUAUUAUUAUUGUAUUUCAGGAGGGUCCCUUUUGAAUACGAACCCCAGUCAAUGAGUAGGGAAUUGAGAUGGACCAAAGACGGAAAGAGAUUGGAUCCUAUUACCCAAGAUAACUUUUCUGAGUAUAUUUAAGUCAUACCUGUUUUUAAGCGGUACUAAGCUUAUAUAUAUGAAACUGACUGAGAGCAAAGUCACUUAACCUCAGCAUAUAUUUGUUUCUUUUCUUAUUUUGAGUUAAUUGUUUUUUGAAGAAUUCUUUUUUUCCCUGAGUGUUACAAACUUGUUUUAACGAGUGCUUAUCUCAAGUUUGGAGACUAAUUCAAGGCCUUUUGUUAAGUUUUGAUUUGCUUUCUUUUGGUUGUUUCACUUUGAGCAUAAACCAUUAAAUUUUAUUUCUUUUCGACAAAAGUUUUGUUUGGUUUAUUUUUAUUUGCCUUUUUCUUAUUUGGUUUGGAUGUUUGUUCAAUUCUUUUUCUUGAAGCAAAUCUGCAGUGUUGAUAGAUCUGGGGUUAGUAAAAAGGGCAGUUCCAGAAAAGUAUUUGACAGGAAGCUUUUGAAGAUAUUUUGAAAGAAAAUAUACGGACCAAUGAUGGUUGAAGAUUAUUCAACCUGUACACAGACACUUGAAGACAUUUCAACUUUUCCAGGUUUGCCAGAUACAUUUGAACCACUGAAGAGUUGUUAGCAAUUAAUUAGCAAGUUAAAGCUAAAUGUGGAUGGCUUCUCAGCAGCUGUGAGUUGACAUCUGGCUCAGUCAAUCUGUUUUGAUACCUGGCUAUUUUGGGAGGGGAAUUCACCCAAAUCCAUUGAUCUGAUUGUUGUCCAAUGGUGAUAACUUUUAACUUUUGAGGCUUCGUUUGCUGCCUCAAUGAAAUAUUUCUUAUAUGAACCUCUUAAAAAAGAUAAUUGGACGUAUCACAGCUCAUCUUUUAAUAGCGGCUCAUUUUGUAGGUUGUCUUGUUCUCCAGGGCGAUUGACAAGUGGACUCUUUACCAUCGACAGUCAUGGUUCUUGAAUUAACUUGACUAUAAAUUGGACAGUUACAAAUAUCAAAUAUUUUUUACUAACGUUUCUCAUUUUUUGAUAUUGGCUCCCUAGCAAUAAUUUACCCUGAUGCUUUGUUAAAUGCCGAAAGGAGUAUUCCCAUUUCAACAUUCAGAUUUUGGUCUUAAAAGUGCUUUUUGAAUGAACAAUUCAAUGUUUUUUUUGUGCAAUAUUUCAAGGCUUGCUUGCAGCAAGUAAUGGAACGUUUUUGUAGUUGUGGACUGUCAUCUUUUUUUAUCAUUUCUAUUUUCUACUGACAUUUUGUUUUACUGCUCAGUUUUUUCAGCAGUAUAGCUGGAAUUGCAUGAAAGAUAAAAGUGAAUUUGUUUUAGCAGUCAGAUUUAACUGCAUUCUGCCUUAAUUUAUAAGUGGGAAUGGUGUAUUUUACAUCACAGGAGGCGUGAAUAUUUAUUUGACAAUGUAUGCGGUCAUACAUUAUUGCAUUUUUAAUGGUUAAUUUUGUUUUCUUGGUUAUGAAUGACACUAAGUUGAAGUCCAUUUAAUGUCCUCUAACAUUGGAUCAUCAAAAAAUGUUGGCGUUUCAGAACUGAAAGAAUUAAAUUUCACUUAAGACUUGUGUGAA